This is a messenger RNA of Fonsecaea erecta, 381 nucleotides long. RefSeq lists its product as hypothetical. Lineage: Eukaryota; Fungi; Ascomycota; Eurotiomycetes; Chaetothyriales; Herpotrichiellaceae. The record is from RefSeq and is a predicted model, not a curated record. Gene Ontology annotation, molecular function: carbon-sulfur lyase activity. The transcript has 3 exons. Bases 1 to 381 code for a protein of 126 amino acids.
AUGGCCCAAGCACGUGGAUCCUGUCUCUGUGGCGGUGUCACAUUUGCCGUGUCCGGUUCGCCCGACACCGUGAUACAAUGCUACUGUGAGCAUUGCCAGAAGAACGCUGGAGGCCCUUUUCAGAUUGUGGCCAAGUACGACAAAAGCCUGGUCGACGUCAAGACCGGCGAGGACUUGCUCACGCAUUUCGUGCUGAAUGACACGCAAAGCGGGCACCCCAAACACAAGGUCUUUUGUCGCACCUGUGGCUGCACCAUGUGGACGAUUCCCAUGAGGCAUGGCGACCAGUUCCGGAUCGUGCGUGUGUCGCUGAUCGAAGACGGGCUGGCGCAGUACAAGCCCAAUAAGAUCAUGUUCGAGGAGCGUAGGAUCGCCAGUUAG